CUUCCGGUUAUGGCUGCGCCCAUUAGAAAACACCUGGAAAACAUGCCUGAAAGUAAAAUUGAGAUUUCUGCUGUUUCGGGCGCUAGCCUCGUGAAAACAAGACCUGUGUUUGGACCAGAUUCUAAAUGUUUAUUUUGUUGCUCAGAAUCCUUGAUCAAAGUAUUCAGUACAGAGAGUGGAGAAUGUAUCAGAAAUCUGCAUGGUCAUACAAACACAGUUACUGGCAUAGUUGUCAAUCCAAAUAAUAAAUUACAGAUUUUGUCCUGUUCAUUUGACCAGUCAGUAAUACAGUGGGACUAUUCUGAUGGGGUUUUACUGAAGGUAUAUCAGCUUCAUUAUCCUCUUCAUGACAUUUCUGUAUCAUCUCAUCAAGAAACUCCAGUCCUUAUAUUGAAAAGACAGACUUCUAGACAAGAAUAUGACAUCAUUGAGUGUAUUAUGCAAAAAGAUUCUGCACCUCAGAUAAAUGUCUUGCUUGGAAAUGUAAAUAAAGAACAAUGUUCAAUGGCUGUUGGUUGUCAGAAUAAAGUUAUUGCCACAAUUGAUGAAACCGUCUUAUAUGUACAGAAUCAGAAGAAAAAAGUCAGACAUACUUUAGAAAAAACCCAGCAAACAGAAUUCACCUGUGUAGCGUGCCAUCCUACCGAUGUUUGUGUUGUGACAGGAUGUCAAAAUGGACGUAUUUAUUAUUGGUACAACAUAUUUAGGAAAGAUAAAGUUGUAAAGACUUACUACCAUUGGCAUGCCCUACCUGUGUUAGACCUGUGUUUUACUGUUGAAGGUUCAUAUCUUUUAAGUGGUGGACAUGAGUGUGUAUUAGUUAAAUGGCAAUACAACUCAGAUCAGAAAGAUUUCUUACCAAGACUUGGAGCACCUAUUAAUCGUGUGACAUGUUCCCAUGACAACAUGUACUAUGCCACAUGCCAUACUGACAAUGUGAUCAAGUUAAUAACAAAUAAAUUUGAUGUGAAACAAGUAUACCAAGGACUUACAUGUGCUCAUCUCAGUGUGCAGAAAACACAUCCAGUACCAGCAGGUUUGCACUAUGACCCCAGGUCAAAGGCCUUAGUAACCAAUGGAAAGAUAGGACAUUUACAGUUUUACUCUGUAACCAAUGACAAACAUCUGUAUGAUUUGGAUAUUGUUGGACAAAAUUACAUAUCACCUGAGAAUAUGGCAAAACCACUCACAGUUACAGAAGUUAUGGCUGCAGACUUUAGUUGUCAUGGGGACUGGCUAGCUACAGUGGAAUUAUGGGAUGACCAUGUGAUGUCACCUGAAUUGAGGCUAAAAUUCUGGCAAUUCAGGGAAGAAACUAGAAAAUAUACGUUAAACACUACAGUAGAAUUACCACAUAAUUUUCCAGUGACUUGUUUAAAAAUACGUCCCGAAACUGGAGAAGAUGAUGACCAACCAAUGGCAGUGACAACUAGUCUGGAUAAUUACUUCAAAACAUGGACACUUGUUGAUGACACAAAUAUAUACAGGAAGAAUAAGAAAUGGAUGUGUAAAUUCUCUGGCUAUUACCGUUAUUCCCCUGCUAGUACAGCUGCCUACUCAGAUGACGGGUCAUUGUUAUGUGUAGGGUUUGGUUCUGUUCUGACCAUCUGGGAUCCCGAUACUAAUGUAUUACUACAGACCUUAGCUGGACAAAAAGAUCAAUCUGAUAUACAAUUUAUAGAAUUUGGGAAAUACAGCUGUUCUCAUCUGUUGACUGCAUGCAGCACAGAAAGUUUAGUUACCUGGAAUCUAUCAUCCUGCACAGUGCUUUGGAAUAUAGAUUUCAACACAGUCAGUCUAAUUUCUGACCCUGAAACAGAUGUAAUGGCUGUGAUAUCAAAAAUCAGUGAUGUAUAUUUCUUUAGACCAUCAAGUCCAGAGAUUUUAUAUCAUCAAAAUACAAUAAGUUCUAGAAAAGUGGCAAGUGCUGUUUUUAUACCACAGAAUCAAGGGAGACAAUCUCAAACUGCACCUGAAAAAGGGAGACAACUGCCUACCCAAUCAAAGUUAUAUUUCAUCAACUCUGAUCAUCAACUUCUUUGUCUGUCAGAGGUUGAUACAGCUGCUUCUGCAUCUAAAACCAUGUUUACCAUACAACAAAAUCUACCACAAACAACACUUAGUCUACUUUUAUCUAAAGAAAAUACAAAGCAGCCAGCUGUGGAUUCAAGGUCAACUUCCAAGGACAUAAAGUCAUGGAAAGGAUUUUUGGAUACACCACCACAAGUCCAACCUGCAGUUACUUCCCUUUGUAAACAGUUUGUCCAGUCUAUGCUUGUGAAGUCAGGAACAAAUAGUGGUAACAUAGAUGAUGAAGAAGAGCUGUCAGAUGAGGAAUAUGUUAUGGAAGUGGAUGAUGAUGUGGAUUCUGAUAAAGAUGUUAUAUCUCAGGGGAAAUCUCAAAACAUGGAAAAAAAUAAAAAUACAAAACCAAAAGAUAGUAGUAAACAGGCUGUUAUACAUACAGACACUAGAGCAAAAGACGAUUUAUAUAUUAGUUAUAUGGACUGGUAUAUAAAAAGAUAAAAUAAAAUUAUUUUAUGCAUUUU
This is a messenger RNA of Mytilus trossulus (common blue mussel), 2549 nucleotides long. Its product is annotated as WD repeat-containing protein 75-like. Gene Ontology annotation, molecular function: RNA binding; protein binding. Gene Ontology annotation, biological process: positive regulation of transcription by RNA polymerase I; positive regulation of rRNA processing. Bases 10 to 2526 code for a protein of 838 amino acids. The record is from RefSeq and is a predicted model, not a curated record. The transcript is spliced from 19 exons. Gene Ontology annotation, cellular component: nucleolus. Lineage: Eukaryota; Metazoa; Mollusca; Bivalvia; Mytilida; Mytilidae.